Capronia epimyces CBS 606.96 is the source of this 2067-nucleotide messenger RNA. Its product is annotated as CAMK/RAD53 protein kinase. Lineage: Eukaryota; Fungi; Ascomycota; Eurotiomycetes; Chaetothyriales; Herpotrichiellaceae. Gene Ontology annotation, biological process: protein phosphorylation; mitotic DNA damage checkpoint signaling. Gene Ontology annotation, molecular function: protein serine/threonine kinase activity; ATP binding; protein binding. The record is from RefSeq and is a predicted model, not a curated record. The coding region runs from base 1 to 2067 and encodes 688 amino acids. Gene Ontology annotation, cellular component: nucleus. The transcript is spliced from 3 exons.
AUGGGUCCGAAAACGGAGAAGAGCAGUCUGAAGCGGAACCGGCAUAGCACCGGUGACGACCAGGACACCAAGAAACCGCGCCGAUCGCAGAGGAUCUCGUCCCAGUCCCAGAAAGAUGGCCAGCACACUCCUCUCAAGCAGCAGUAUCUACCGUCGCCCUUGACCCAUAAUGCGUCGACUGCUACAGAACCAGCCAAAGAAGCCACCGCAACCCCGCCAGAGGGUCGCCCGAGUCAGAUUCGCCAUGUCACUCCCUUAUCAUCUCCUCAGCUAAACGCUCUAUCGUCCCCUCCGCAGGAUACACAGCCGCUUUCGCAAUUCGUCUACCCCCCGCGAGACAUAGAACCCGAUCUGAACGACGACGACGGGACUUGGGGGUAUUUGUUCCCCACGGGGUCGGCAGGGCAUCGGUUGGUCCUGAAAAAAAGAGCAUUCUGCCCGGCACCGGCGAAACCGCUUGAAGUAGGACGGUCGACUGUGAAGUCCAAGAAAAGGGGCAAGACGGAGCUCAAUGACGCCGAGGUCGAUUAUGAAAAGGAGAAGGAAAUAACAGGGUUCCCCGCCGGCGGGUAUCUUGUUGGACGACACCCGGAAUGUGACCUGAUUGUUGACAUCCCCACGGUGUCGAAUCGGCAUUGCCUGAUCUUCAAUGAAAAUCGGAAUUCUGGCACUCUAGCUGUUCUGGAGGAUCUGUCUAGCAAUGGCACCUUCGUCAAUGAGGCGCUUGUCGGCCGCAAUAAACGGAGGGAAUUGGAGGAUGGGGACGAGAUCACCAUCUUGGACGAAGCACGGUUUGUCUUUCGAUACCCGAAAAGCCGAGAUUCGAGUGCUUUCAACUCGCGUUACCGGAUCCUGCAGCAGCUAGGAAAGGGUCAUUUCGCCACUGUUUAUCUCUGCGUGGAGAGGCUCACGGGCUUCAAGUACGCUGUCAAGAAGUUCGAGCGACGGAUGGGAGAGUCUCAGCGGUCACAAUCGGAAGGACUGCAACAGGAAAUCGCUGUGCUGAUGAGUGUCAGCCAUCCGAACAUCCUGUGCUUAAAGGAGACCUUCGAUGAACCGGAUGGGGUCUAUCUCAUCUUGGAACUCGCUCCAGAGGGCGAGCUCUUCAACCUGAUCGUGAGCAAGCAAAGGUUGACGGAAGCCGAGACACGGAGAGUCUUCAUCCAAUUAUUCCAGGGCACCAAGUACCUCCACGAGCGUGGGAUCGUGCACCGCGACAUCAAACCGGAAAAUAUUCUUCUUACAGAUAAGAAUUUGUCGGUCAAACUGGCGGACUUUGGUCUGGCCAAGAUCAUCGGGGAGGAAUCGUUCACGACAACGCUGUGCGGGACCCCAAGUUACGUCGCUCCGGAGAUUCUCGAAAACUCCCGCCAUCGAAAGUAUACGAAAGCAGUCGACGUGUGGUCCCUUGGAGUUGUGUUAUACAUUUGUUUAUGCGGCUUUCCGCCAUUUUCCGAUGAACUGUAUUCACGGGAGAACCCAUACACCCUUGCACAACAGAUCAAAAUGGGCCGCUUCGACUAUCCAUCUCCGUAUUGGGAUAGCAUCGGCGACCCUGCACUUGACCUAAUCGAUCGUAUGCUGACGGUUGACGUGGAAAACCGAAUCACAAUCGAUCACUGCCUUGAACAUCCUUGGACGAGAAAUGUCGGUUACAUCAAUCCUGCCGAUUCCACCGACGGUCUAACAGGGGCAAUGGGUGCCUUGGACUUUUCUAAGCGUAAAGUCCAGCGCGAACGCACCUUGCUGGCGAAUAUCAACGACAUCAAAGUGAGCAAAGUAGUCGACCUCCCCGAUCAGAAGGUGCCUGGCCAAACUCGACCCCCAGGCUCCCCGGUACAUGUCAAAGUCUGGGAUAAGAACCCUUCCGGCAAAAAUGUGAGGAUAAGUCCGCCUCAAAUCCGGAAAGCCGACGGUAGAAAUGGCGAGGCAGAUCCUAAGCACGAAGAGCACCCGGCCGCCCACAGGCAGCAGGACGAAUUUAUGCAAAUGGGCGGGCGGGGAGACAUGCAAUUAUUCGGAGAUGAUGCCUCGUCAAGGUACUUGCCAGAGGAAAAACCGAAAUAA